Molecule: messenger RNA, 6028 nt
Organism: Xenopus tropicalis (tropical clawed frog)
Lineage: Eukaryota; Metazoa; Chordata; Amphibia; Anura; Pipidae
Gene: pask
Product: PAS domain containing serine/threonine kinase
Exons: 18
Coding region: 672-4241 (1189 amino acids)
Cellular component (GO): nucleus; cytoplasm
Molecular function (GO): kinase activity; transferase activity; protein serine/threonine kinase activity
Source: RefSeq, a predicted model, not a curated record
AUUAGGCGAGUUGAGAAACUCGGGGCAGAAGCGCCCCAGUUACCAGGGGAGGCAAAAAGCCGCGGGGGGGGGGGGGGGCAUCCAGGAGCCUGGGUAGUGAGCCGACUUCUGCUACCUUUCAAGAUUCACGCAGAGCAGAAAGGGACCGACAAACCCUGCUUAAAACAAAAAAACCACAACGCAUUAAUCAGCCAGUAACUGUAUUUGUCUAUACGUAUAUCAGCCAUGCAGCCGUGAGGGUGUAGCCCCAGCUAUCCCGUCCCUGAAAAUGUCCGAAGGUAGAUACUGGGUACUGCAGUUCAACUCAUAAGCAACGCGGACUGAUAAUCCACUCGGACACUCUCCUGGCAAAUCAAUAUUGUGGAAACAAACAGCGUCCUUAGCAACUGCUGGCCCGCUCUUUUCUGGGUAACAGGAAGGCGUAAACGCCUCCAGACAACACGGAUCUGAGGAUGAUUGGGUGUUAUCCCCACCAGUCACGUAGAUGCGGACACCGGAUUGGUUGGUAUGUUUAAACCUGUAGUCCCGCCUUUUCCGCUAAACUGGAGUCGAGCUCUGAGAUGAAUAUGACAUAAGCGCUGUGAAGCAGCUGGGGAUGAGUGAGAUGUAGCUUUGAGGAAGGAGGCUGUCUGUCAUUGCUGGAGCCAGGGAGAUACUUUAUUUUCACCCAUAUGGCUGCUUCAGUUCUCCAGCAGUCUCCCUCCUCUCCUCUGCGCUCACUUUCUCCUCUCAGCAAGUCUUUUCCUCAAAUCCCUUGUCCGAGGCAAAGACGACACGGAGGAAGAGAAAAGAGUCGAUGGAAUACAGCAAGCCUAACUGGAGAGGAUUGGAGCUCUUAUAGUCUUUCUGCUGCUACCAGCCACAUUCUGCUCCGAUCUAAUCACGAAUCUAAUGGUAUACCAAUGGAUGAUACAAAUCAGUCUCUACCUUCCUGUGCGCGCAGCUCAAAUAGAGCUGUAUUGACUGUCAGCACCAAGACCAGUAAGAUUUUAAUGGCUAAUGAUAAAGCCUGUAGGCUGUUUGAAUACAGCAGUCCUGAGCUGAUUGGAAUGAGUCUUUCCCAACUCAUUCCUGCUUCCAGUCACAGAGUUUCUGAGGCACUUGAGGAUGAACUUACGGAGUCUGAUGGAUUUUCACGGGUACCUGGAGAAGUAGUUGAAGCUGUUCGUCGUGGUGGAGAGACAAUCACACUGUGUAUGUGGAUACGCAGAAUUCAGAACCAAUGUCUUUUACUACUGGAGACAGUUCAACAAAUCACAGCUACUGUAUCAUUCAGACAGGAUGGAAGAAUUCUAUCCUGUGAUCCUACUUGUGCUCGCCUCUAUGGAUAUAUGGAACCUGAAGAGGUGUUAGGGCAGCACAUUACAGAUCUGUUGCCUACUGUAAACAUUCCACUUCAAGGAAGAGAGAUACCACAGAAUUUAAGAUGUCAGAGGCUGGUUGGUGUAACACGUGAUGGUGCUAAUUUCCCUCUCAGUCUGAAUUUAUCGGAGGCUUCGGUGGAUACAGGUUCCCAUGUAGAAGAAUACUGUGCCAGCUUAAGUAUUCUUUCCUCCAUUAAUGGGCUUAUUACCCUGCGUCCUGAUGGAUCCAUUCGAGGGCUAAAUGGAAGUUUCUCAAAUUCUUUGUUUGGAUAUGACCGAACACAACUGUUAGGGAAGAACAUCACUUUCUUGAUACCAGGAUUUUAUCAUUACAUGAGGAGUGCAGGGGAUGAGCCCUCACCUCUGCUUACUCCUCUGGGGGAGACCCUGGACACAUCUGGAUCCAGUGAUAUGAUCAGCAGUAAUGCAACUAAAGAAAAGUCCAGUGAACAUGAUACAUUUCAUAAUCCACUUUCUGAUGGGAACUGGCUCCAAGCUCCAGCCUGUUGUAUACUACAGACUUCCCAAACUCCAUUAACCAGAGCAGUAAAUAACCAGGAAAUGGCAGUUUCUUCAGCCCCAGAAAAUGAUUACUUACAGUCUGUACCUACAUGCUGUGUUUCUCCUGGGACACCUACACAGGAUGAGCCAUGGGAGAGAGAAAAAUACACAAGGCAUGACCUGGAUCUGGAAUCUGGCAUAACACCUCUAACACACUGCUUGAGGACUUUAAGCUUAAGCAAAAGCCAAAGUGAGAAGAAGGAAGCACAUCAGCACAUUAACUCCCAUCAAGUUUUUCCCACUGUAGAAAAAGCCUUUUCUCCUGUUUUAUCUCCAUGCCCUUCGGCUGUAGGUGAAAUACAUCAGCCUCCUAAUGCUUUAGGUGUCUCUCCUCCAAUUACGGUGCAGGUUACCCGUCUACCAGGUAGCCCAUCAUUUCUGAGUGAGACUACCUCCAUUCCCCUGAGAAAUGUCUGUUCUAAUGCACACCAUCAUGGAACACUGUUACAAGCAGAAAUCACUCAUAAUAUGAAUGAAACAAACGCAGCUCGAUCUACACCCUCUGCUAAUAACAUUCCUGUGAUCUCAAGUCCUCCGCUGUGCCAUCACAACCCAGUUAUUAAAACUGCAUCAGUUAUCCAUGCAAAUAAUGCAGGGGCAAACAACACACCCUCUAGCACCUUACAUAAUAAUUUAUCCCUCAGUCCAGUUUCAACUGUGUCAUUUUCUGAAUAUAUAAUGCAAAGCACAGCCAAUACUUCUUGCUCUCCUGACAAGAUACCAACUAUAGUAGAUGCUGACUCAUGUCCUACUAGUUCAGUUCUGAGCCCACUGCCCACUGAACUGUCAACAGAAAAUAAAGAUUCUGAAUCCCUUGUGGGUGGAGUCUUUCUGUACAAUAGAAAUAGUCCAACACCCAACCUAUCGCCAUGUAGAUCUGUGGAACCGGAUGCAGUUAACAGACUUUCAAGAGAAGAGUCUUCUCCAAUUCCUCCCUCCCAAGAAGGAGAGUCAAAUAGAUAUUCAAGUGAAACUCUAUCUCAGGUGACUUCAACUCCUGUUAAAGAUGACAGUCCCCACUCUUUGCAAUUGGAAUCUGCUGAUCUGAGCCACAAGGAGCUGCAAGUCCCAUUUGCUGGAGGUGAAAUACGAGAAGGAAUAUUUAAUGGCAGUUGUUACCACCGGGAUGGCUCCAGACUUUUCAUUCAGUUUGAUGUACAGAGGACAGUCUCGGCUGGCUCCUACCUGUUUAAUGUUUGGGUGUCUAAAGAUCUGCUGCAAAGUCAGAGAGACGCUAUAGCUCGGACCAGACUUUUGCUAUCUAGUUUUGCAAGCUCUUCUCAGUCUCUUCUGGAACAGUCAGAGCGCAGCCUAGGAGAGCUGAUCCGUAACAGUGCAAAUGCAGGGUACUGUACAGAGUUACAGGAUCUCCAGAUUGUGGGUGCCUGCAACGGGCAAUACGCCUUGAAAUACCAAACAGUAUCCCCUCUAGGAAAAGGCGCUUUUGGGUUUGUGUGGUCUGCAUGUGGCAGGGACAGUGCUAAAGAGGAGGUUGUUGUAAAGUUUAUUCGCAAAGAUCGAGUACUGGAUGACUGCUGGGUACAGGAUCCUGAACUUGGAAAGGUCACCCAGGAAAUUGCAAUUCUGUCACGGGUACAACAUCCAAAUAUAAUUAGGGUUGUGGAUGUGUUUGAGAAUGAUACAUUCUUCCAGCUGGUAAUGGAACUUCAUGGCGAUGGUCUGGACCUUUUUGACUUUAUUGAUAGUCAGCCCAGUCUGGAUGAGCCACUAGCCAGUUACAUAUUUCGACAGCUUGUCUCAGCAGUGGGCUAUCUUCACAAUCAACAUAUUCUGCAUCGGGAUAUUAAAGAUGAAAAUAUCAUUAUUGCACCAGACUUUAGUAUAAAACUGGUUGAUUUUGGCUCUGCUGCCCAUUUACAUCAAGGAACCCUCUUCUCCACAUUUUGUGGGACCACAGAAUACUGUGCCCCAGAGGUGUUACUUGGAAACCCGUACCCUGGUCCAGAACUGGAGAUGUGGUCUCUUGGUGUGACUUUAUACACCCUCAUUUUUGGGGAAAAUCCUUUCUGUGAAGUUGACGAAAUAUUAGAAGCAGAACUAAACCCUCCAUUUAAUGUAUCACAAAAGUUGCAGGUUCUGAUCUCUGGUCUUCUUCAACGUGACCCAGAAAUCCGGAUGACUCUGGACGAACUGCUCAGGGAUCCAUGGGUGACACAACCUAUAAACCUUGCAGAGUAUACAUGGGAGGAGGUAUAUCCACCUGCUAGCUCUCACAAAGAUGAUGAUGGUCCGGGGCUGUGCCCAGACAGUUAUAAAAGCGAAUGGAAUGAAGAAUUUCAGAAUCAGCCACAGUGACAGUAUAAAAUAUGCCCAAAAUAAUAGAAUUCUUAAACUAUAUAAAUGUGCCAUUGUAUCUUAGAAUCCAUAAGCAGAGUACACUGGAACAAUAUGGUCCAGUCACAACUCUAAGCAGACCUUACUGGUAAUCUAUGGUACCCUAUACUUGGGAGAAUGCAGAGGCUACACUGUUUAAUAGCCAACCCUGAGCAAUCAAAGCUUUGGACCAGAAAUUCCUCACUCCUGGGUUUUGCUGGAUCACUAAAGCAGGGAUCAACAACCUUUGGCCCUCCAGCUGUUGAUAGAGUAUAAAGGCUGUAGUUCAACCCCAGCUGGAAUACAGUGGCAUUCUGGCAUACCAGCAUUGAUCUAUAUAAGAUAUGGAACCUCUUACAGUAAUAUUCUUCAGUACAUUCCACAGUGUAAAUAGAUCUGUACCACCAGCAUAAUGCUGAUUUUCUGCACGGACAGACAUUUGGGUGAAUACAGUGGCAGUCAUUCCUUCAGUGUCUCUACAUGAGCCUGCUUUCAUGCCAGGUUCAAACCAGUGAAUUUCCCCUCAUCCCCCACACAGUGUAUCUGAUUAACAAGCCUAGUGUUUUAACCUAAGUUCUGUACACACAGAAUAUUUUCAUUCUUGGAUACUUAUUGAUCAGUACCUUUUGGGGCAUAUAACUUGGCUUGGCUAAAUUGGGCAUUUAGUGCACAUGGGACAGAUUUGGGCUGAAACCCAUCCAGUGGGUGCAUUAACAGGAUAAUGUCAGGCAUAUUAAUGUUGAACGGUCAUGGGGCAUAAGUGGAGUUUCACAAGUGUAGGAUCGCCACACCAUGUGCAACAGAUCUAACGAAAGUUGCUGAUGCCAUGCACUAACACCCAAAUUAUAUGAGAGUGCCCAUGCAGAUGAUUAGGCAGUCCAACAAGAUUCCACAGUGUGGUUUUGUCCCAAUAGUGGUGGAUAAAGGGGAGAUUUUGUGAAGAAAGUGAUCUUAUGCUAAAGCACGGUAGGUGGUACCAGGCAUGCUGUGCCAGCUAGUGGGGUAGGUCUCUCACGGGGAUUAAACAUCUGAACCAUGCCUCUUUGCCAAUCCAAACUUUGUGUUUGCAGUAAUAUAAAGUUAGUAGCUCUGACCUAUUCAUAAUGCUUUGUAGCCUAGCAAAGUGCAUUGUGGGGGGAAAAGGGGCGAUUUGCCCCAGGUUUUUGCAUCUGCACCCACUUUGUACAUGAACCUUUUUAUGUGAAGGAAGACGUGCCAUCCCUUGGUGAAAUGAAGUGUUGCAUUUACACCUUGCUCUACAUGAACUUAUUCUACUUGCUCAUUUUAGUUUGCAAAAUUUUAUAUUAUAUGUUAAAUCAGAUGGAAAAUCCCAUCCAACUUUAAAAGAAAAAAAAAAAAAAAAUGAAGUCAUAAUUUUACAGAUGGUACCUCAUCAGAUUACACUGUUUGGCCUGGGGGGGGCCUAUACUCCAUGAUCUCAGCCCAUCUACCACCUUCAUUUCUUUCUGUUUAAGAUUUCAUUUAUUGUUAUUCACCCCUAGAAACUAACUUGCUCAUUAUCAGUUACAAUAAUGCUCUAUGUGGUUUAGCAAGCACUUACCAGCCCCCCCCAGGUGAAAUGUUUGUAACUGGGAAUUUGUGUUGGGUGCCUCUAGUACCUCAGUGUGUCUCUGAGUGUACUCUAUCUCCUUCUGUAGUUCUUCUCUUUACACACUAAAACUGUGCCUGUUUUUAUGAAUUUUUGGAUAGUGCUUAAAUGUAUAAAUUUAAAAAUGUAUUUAAAUAUACAAAGUACUUUUGUUGUAUCA